This is a messenger RNA of Armigeres subalbatus, 1020 nucleotides long. RefSeq lists its product as uncharacterized. Bases 1 to 1020 code for a protein of 339 amino acids. The transcript has 2 exons. The record is from RefSeq and is a predicted model, not a curated record. NCBI's taxonomy places the organism in Eukaryota, Metazoa, Arthropoda, Insecta, Diptera, Culicidae.
AUGGCAUCCGAGCGGCAUGAGCGAAAUACUUUUCUCAAUUUGAGGAGAACAAUCGCUAGUAUUAAUAAGGACGUGGCCUUCCUUAAGAAGUGCCUAAAAGAGAAGCUGACACCCGUCAGCCAUAAGAUUAAGAUGGGAUCUCAUGUACCAAAAAGUAUUAAUAAGAAAGCAGAGUCCGAGUUCAUGAAGACAUCGAUAAAGAGGCAUUACGCUAAAUUAGAACGAGUGACUUUAGAGUGCUAUAAUAUGCAUUUGAAGUUAGCUAAGGAUAACCCGGAAUCAUUCGACCUGUUUUUGAAGAAGGUAAAGAGGGCAGAAGAAUGUGAAUCAGACCGGAAGCGGAGACUGCACAGGAAAAAACUGAACAAAUUGCGAGUGAAAUCAGCAGAGGAAAUCCGUACUGACAAACCCACCGUACAGAUCAUAGAAGGAUUCGUCGUGAACCGUUCGACACAGCAGUUUACGGAGGAACAACUAGCUCACCUCAACAAGGGACUGGGGUAUGCGAUCACACAGAAAUCAGACGUGGAACAGAUCAUCGUGGACAUGGAGACAGCGAUUUCCCGAAACAUCGAGAAACAGGAUCAAAAUACAGCGAGGAGCAUCGUGGCAGACGCCAUCAAAGAAGGACGGCACGGGACAACGAACCAUGACGAAAGGAGGAUUCUAAAGGAGCUUAAGGAAAAACCAGUAUACUACGUAAAAGCCGAUAAGGGAAACGCAGUAGUGGUAAUGGAUAAAGAGGACUACGACGAACAGAUGACGACGAAAAUCAACGGAGGACCUUAUAGACAUUUGAGAGUGGAUCCGCUACCAGGAUUAAUACGACUCACGGACAAAACAAUAAAGGAGUGUAAGGCGAUCAUCGGAGAAGCCCGAGUAAAGACAGUAAACCCGGUUCUACCUAGGAUUAAAGGACUACCAAAAAUCAAUAAACCCGGCAAGGAGAUGCGAGAGAUAGUUUCAUCAGUAACUAAGUUGAAGACCAUGACAACGACGUUUGAUGUCCACGACGGCUAG